GAGCUCGCUAGCGCCAGAGGUUUUAUAUCCAACAUGAGGGCGACCUGUGCCAAACGCGGCUUAGGCUACCUUCGUGUCUGCGCCCUGUCCUGCUUCGUCUUCCUGCUCUGUUCCACUUGCGGUGGGCAGAACAUGGCCUCUCACCAGCCCACGCUGAGGCGCAGUCGUCGGAGUCACCAAAGCGCGAAGGACAGAGGAGCGCACCGCCACCACCACAGGCCGCUGACCGACGAGCAGAAAGCGGACCAGAACCUGCAGUUCAUGCUCAGUUUGUACCACAGCGCAGCCGAACCGGACGGCAGGCCCAAACAGCACCGGAAGUUCGGCUCCAACACGGUGCGCCUGCUGAGGCCCACGGCGUCAUCGGUGCAUUACCUGCCCGCGUCUGGAGACCACUGCUACACCUUCACGGUGCAGUACAACCUCGACACUCUCCCCUCAGAGCGACUGGUGAGAGCUUCUUUUGUUCACCUUCGCUCUUCUCCGCCCUCUUCUUCCUCCACAAACUUGAGCAGCGAACAGGCCGUCCAGCCGCCCCGCUGCAGGGCUCAGAUCACCGCGCUAGGUGCAGAGAGUCUGGUCACCUUGGAGCCUCACGAGCGGUGGACGGAGACGGACAUCACUGCACACAUCAGCAGCCACGUCCUGCGCGGGAAGGAUCAAGGCCGGGGGAGGCACUUGACCCUCACUGCCCAGUACUGGUGCACAGAACCUGAGCUGGCUGAAGAGAGCAACGGCCUCCUGCGGUGGUGGAGGAUUCUGUCUCGAGGGAGGACACGCUGGAGCGGUGAACCUCACCUCGAAGUUCCCUCUCUUCUUCUGUACCUGGAGGAGGAGAGGGAGGUGAAGGACUGGAUGGGAGAACUGCUUGGCACGGAAGGGGAAGGCAUCAUGAGGCAAAUUGGGCAGUGGCAUCUUUCGCUUCACCGCCGCCGUCGCUCCAAAGAUUCUUCAGAGCCUCAGGAUCCUUCACUUGACGCACUAAAGAAUGCCCCCACUUCCUCUUCAUCCUUCUCCACCCCCACCUCAUCCUUGAUCGUCUCUGAUAUCCCCAGCUACAAACACAAAACCAACACACCCAAAAACCGAUGCAAGCUCCACUCUUUCCGCCUGUCUUUCGACGAACUCGGCUGGGGCCACUACUUUAUCGCCCCGCCCGUCUACAACCCUCGGUUCUGCCAGGGCGACUAUAUGGAGUUUAUAAGGUGA
Neolamprologus brichardi is the source of this 1209-nucleotide messenger RNA. It is a transcript of the gene bmp15, whose product is annotated as bone morphogenetic protein 15. Gene Ontology annotation, molecular function: cytokine activity; growth factor activity. The record is from RefSeq and is a predicted model, not a curated record. NCBI's taxonomy places the organism in Eukaryota, Metazoa, Chordata, Actinopteri, Cichliformes, Cichlidae. Gene Ontology annotation, cellular component: extracellular region.